Messenger RNA from Phodopus roborovskii (desert hamster), 1076 nucleotides. RefSeq names its product NSE2 (MMS21) homolog, SMC5-SMC6 complex SUMO ligase (gene Nsmce2). The record is from RefSeq and is a predicted model, not a curated record. Gene Ontology annotation, cellular component: nucleus; Smc5-Smc6 complex. Gene Ontology annotation, molecular function: zinc ion binding; SUMO ligase activity; ubiquitin-protein transferase activity. Lineage: Eukaryota; Metazoa; Chordata; Mammalia; Rodentia; Cricetidae. Gene Ontology annotation, biological process: double-strand break repair via homologous recombination; protein ubiquitination; protein sumoylation. The transcript is spliced from 7 exons. The coding region runs from base 94 to 834 and encodes 246 amino acids.
GGGCUGAGAGAAGGGAUUGGGGGUGUCCGUGCGUGCCUCGUUCCCGGGGAUACACAUCCGAGCUAGGCGCGGUGGCCAGGUAACAAUUCCAAGAUGCCAGGGCGUUCCAGUACAAAUUCAGGCUCCACUCGCUACAUAUCCUUCAGCGGUGUGGAGUCUGCUCUCUCCUCCUUAAAAAACUUCCAAGCCUGCAUCAGCUCUGGAAUGGACACAGUUUCUAGCGUUGCCUUGGACCUUGUGGAGACUCAGACUGAAGUGAGUAGUGAAUACAGCAUGGACAGGGCCAUGGUUGAAUUUGCUAAAAUGGAUCGAGAACUAAGCCAUUACGUUAAGGCUGUCCAGUCUACCAUAAACCAUGUAAAAGAAGAACGCCCAGAAAAGGUGCCAGACUUGAAGCUCCUGGUGGAGAAGAAGUUUGUGGCUUUACAGGAUAAGAACUCUGACGCUGACUUUAAAGACAGCGAGAAGUUUGUGCAAUACAAGCAGCAGCUGAGGGAGCUGAAGAAGCAAUAUGGAAUGCCUGCGGACAGAGAGAAUGACUGGAUAGAAGGAGUUGACGAAGAUAUGAUUGUGACCCAGAGCCAGACCAAUUUCAUCUGCCCCAUAACACAGCUGGAAAUGAAGAAGCCAGUGAAAAAUAAAGUGUGUGGCCACACCUAUGAAGAGGAUGCCAUUGUCCGCAUGAUAGACUCCAAGCACAAGAGGAAGAAGAAGGCCUGUUGCCCCAAAAUCGGCUGUAGUCACACAGACAUGAGAAUGUCGGACCUCAUUCCAGAUGAAGCCCUGAGGAGAGCAAUAGAGAACCACAAGAAGAAAAAGCGCCACCCGGAGUAGGAGCCAGCCCCCUCUGCCUGCCCCCAGGGGUCACAGCCUACCUCUACCCCCCACCCCCCACCCCGGGAGUGAGGGUACAAACCAGUUAAGGGCUGGCUGAACAGCACACUCUGCUUGGGGUAACGCGUGAUGGCUACUUGUAAUUGAAGGCCUUUUUCAAGUUAUAAAAUGAAAACACGAGAACAUUAUAUUCUUCAUUUUCAAGUGCUCUGAAAUUUUAAAUACAACUUUGAUAAUCCUCA